ACGCGAAUAGGUGCGCAUCUUCGCAUCUUGGCAUCUCCGCGUCGACCAGAAAACUCGAAAAAAGGCCGAAACGAAAGUACCGACGAACGAGUUACAGUCACCGGAUAAGUCACAGUCGGUUAUUGAGUCGCAUUCACUGCCGUCGUCACCGUGGAGAUACCGCUGACAGGUUGGAACGGAACCCGUUUUUACUGGAGCAUUGCCAGCGGAUCGUAUCGGCAGAUGCAACCGACGUAGAUAAUGAAGUGCGUGCAAUAGUUAUUAUAAAAGUAAAUACGAAAAAAAGAGACCCGAAAAGACAGGCAAACCUCUAUAGAAAUGUCUCGUUAAAUAUCCAAAAGAAACUCGCCAUAACUUCAAAACUGUCUAUAUAAUAAUGGAUCACAAAUCAAAAAGUUUCCUAAGCUGACUUUAAAAAUAUUCGACACAGUGUGGAAAAAACUGAAAUACAUCCCCAAUCAGUGGGUAAACUCGAAAACCAAACACUUAAGACCCGCUGACACAUUCUUUUGACCGAAGACUGAAGAGCCGCGUACAUUUGUAAAUCUGUUUGCGGCAAACACUUGAAGCCAAUUUGGUUUGCCCGGCUGUCGUCUGUGUGUGUCUUUUUUUAACCAUUUUGGUAACCGGCCGCCAAAGAGUCAAACAGAGUCAAUAAAAAUCGAGUUAAAACGGAUGAAAACGGACGAGCGAAAUAAAACAGCAAAGUCACACAAAACAAACAAAACAUUUUCCGGCUCCGGCGACAUUAACAGAACUGCUCGACAUCGACAAUUUGUUUUAUCAAUUUUCAACAAGGCCAGCCAGCAGCAACAACAACAACAAAAGCACAACACCCAACAAGCCAGCAAACAACAAAAGCGCCCAGAGUGCUUAGCCGUCGAGCACGCACGCCAAAUCCGCCCAGCCACCCAACCAACCACCCACUGGCCACCCACUUGAACCUCCCUUAACCACCCAGCACCAUCCCCACAUCCUUGGCCACCCCUUUUUCGAGGGCUCCGCCAGCAUCCGCAUCCGCAGCGACAUCCGCACAGUCGAAAAAAAAAAAUAAGAAAACAAUAAGCAAACAACGAGGGACGCCCCACAGUGAAGCCCCGGCACAGUGAACUCGCGUGUCGCCGCUGUUUAGGCCAACUCAGCCAGCGAGACAAUGGCUGCAUAUGCGCAGUUUGGAUACGCUGGCUACCCGACGGCAAAUCAGCUGACUACCGCCAAUACCGACAGCCAGAGCGGCCAUGGCGGAGGAUCGCCGCUAUCCGGCACAAAUGAGGCUUCGCUGAGUCCCUCGGGCGGCUCGACGGCCACCGGCCUGACCGCCGGUCCUCUGAGUCCAGGUGCACUUUCCCAGUCGUCGCAUCAUGCGGGCCACAAGGGUCUGUCCACAUCGCCGGCGGAGGAUGUGGUUGGUGGCGAUGUGCCCGUUGGCCUUUCAUCUGCCGCCCAGGACUUGCCCAGCCGGGGAUCCUGUUGCGAGAACGGCAGACCCAUCAUCACGGAUCCCGUGUCUGGCCAAACCGUGUGCUCCUGCCAGUACGAUCCGGCUCGACUGGCCAUCGGUGGCUACUCCCGCAUGGCCCUGCCCUCCGGCGGCGUGGGAGUGGGCGUCUACGGCGGACCGUAUCCCUCUAACGAACAGAACCCGUACCCCAGCAUCGGAGUGGAUAACUCGGCCUUCUACGCACCUCUGAGCAAUCCCUACGGCAUCAAGGACACCAGUCCCAGCACCGAGAUGAGCGCCUGGACAUCCGCCAGCCUGCAGUCAACCACCGGAUACUAUUCCUACGAUCCCACGCUGGCGGCCUACGGAUACGGACCCAACUAUGAUCUCGCCGCCAGACGGAAGAACGCCACGCGGGAAUCCACGGCCACGCUGAAGGCCUGGCUGAGUGAGCACAAGAAGAAUCCGUAUCCCACGAAGGGCGAGAAGAUCAUGUUGGCCAUCAUCACCAAGAUGACCCUCACCCAGGUGUCCACGUGGUUUGCCAAUGCUCGUCGCCGGCUGAAAAAGGAGAACAAGAUGACGUGGGAGCCCAAGAAUAAGACGGAGGACGAUGAUGAUGGCAUGAUUUCCGACGAUGAGAAGGAAAAGGAUGCCGACGAUGGUGGGAAACUCUCUACAGAAGCUUUCGAUCCCGGCAAUCAACUUAUCAAAUCCGAACUGGGCAAGGCGGAGAAGGAGGUGGACAGUAGUGGUGACCAGAAACUGGAUCUGGACCGGGAGCCACACAAUCUGGUGGCCAUGCGUGGACUGGCGCCUUAUGCCACGCCCCCCGGCGCCCAUCCCAUGCACGCGGCCUACAGUUCGUAUGCGCAAUCCCACAACACGCAUACGCACCCGCAUCCCCAGCAAAUGCAACACCACCAACAGCAACAGCAGCAGCAGCAGAAUCAGCAGCAGCUGCAGCACCAUCAAAUGGAGCCGUACUAUCAUCCGGGUGGCUAUGGCCAGGAGGAAUCGGGUGACUUUGCGGCCCAAAAAAACCCGCUGAGCAGAGACUGUGGCAUCCCAGUUCCGGCGAGCAAGCCCAAGAUCUGGAGCGUGGCCGACACAGCCGCCUGCAAGACACCACCGCCCACCGCGGCGUACCUCGGCCAGAACUUCUAUCCGCCCGCAUCGGCGGACCAGCAGUUGCCCCAUCAGCCGCUCCAGCAUCAGCAACAGCAGCUGCAGCAGUUGCAGCAGCAGCAACAGCAGCACCACCACCCGCACCACCAUCAUCCGCACCACUCGAUGGAGCUCGGUUCGCCGCUGAGUAUGAUGAGCAGCUACGCCGGCGGAUCGCCAUAUUCGCGGAUACCUACGGCGUACACGGAGGCCAUGGGCAUGCAUCUGCCCAGCAGCAGCAGUUCCAGUUCCUCCACCGGCAAGCUGCCACCCACUCACAUCCAUCCGGCGCCGCAGCGGGUGGGGUUUCCCGAGAUCCAGCCCGAUACUCCGCCCCAGACACCACCCACUAUGAAGCUGAACAGCAGCGGCGGCAGCAGCAGCAGCAGCGGGAGCAGCCACAGUUCCUCGAUGCAUUCCGUCACUCCGGUGACGGUGGCUUCCAUGGUCAACAUUUUGUACAGUAAUACGGAUAGUGGUUACGGACACGGACACGGUCAUGGACAUGGCCACGGACAUGGACUAGGGCAUGGACAUGGGCACAUGGGCGUCUCUAGUAAUGCCUAUCUGACGGAGGGUGGGCGUUCCGGGUCGUAAUUCGACCUUGAACCGGUUAGUGGAGAGCAGUUAGCAGUUACCAGAUACCAAAUAGCAAGCGAAACUACUUACACAUUUCGAGAUGGCGGGACAAGUGCAAGUUGGCGGGCAAUCCGCGAUUACGAUUACGAGUACGUUUAACAGAUAGCGAUAACUACACUAAUUAUUUUGCAAUAAAUGUAGCUUAAGUAUGGCAAUAAAACUUUAUUUCCUACCAUAUCAUAAAUUAUUUCGCUUUAUAACUUUAAUUAGCAUAUUCACACACAACCGCUGAAAUUCUGCGAGACGAACAUGUCUCGAUGGUGGUGCGGUGGUAGUGGUGGUGGUGCGGUGGUGCGGUGGUGGGGCCCAGACAUCUGAGCCGCCCACUUUGGGUUGCUUGUCAUGCGUUUUUUGGGGCCCGGGGCUUGAGUCAUACGGCUCCAAGUUUAAUGACUCGAAAUAAACGCACACCGCACGAGCUCAUUCAUCUUUCGAGUGGAGAACGUUGAGUAUGAGUAUAAUGAUGCCAGCUACUACUACUCCACCGUGUUAUAAAUCAAGCGAUCUUUUUGUCUUAAGACAAACAUUUCCUACCUUAAGUGCUUAAUCCAUGCAACUUAAUAAUUUUAGAUAGCUACCGCAUAAGAUCUUGAGGAAACAACACGUUGUAUUAGUGCUAGUAUCCUGUGAAUUUCGAGGAGCGAAGCAUUAGUUUUAAGAAUUUGCCUAAUCCCUUUGGACCUUCGACUUUCAAUAACGUAUACUCGGCCAAAUAAUUAAUCCGUGCACACACAUUAAUAGUUAAUUAAUGUAAUUAGCCACACACACAAUUCGUUUGAUAAAUUUGUAGAGAAUUUUUAAGUAUCUGUGAUAUAUGCAUAUAAACACAUACUAUACGAGCAAAUUAACUGCGCUAAUUUAGUUAAUUCACACUUACUUCUUUGCACACAAAGGCACUUGCGUUCGGCAAACUGGUUCGAGACACAUCUAAUGGCAUUCAUUUUGUAAUUGUAAAUAGUAUUUAUGUAAAUUUUCAAAUUUAACAAUAAAUAAAGUUGAGUAAAUCAU
Molecule: messenger RNA, 4255 nt
Organism: Drosophila sechellia
Lineage: Eukaryota; Metazoa; Arthropoda; Insecta; Diptera; Drosophilidae
Gene: caup
Product: caupolican
Exons: 5
Coding region: 1154-3205 (683 amino acids)
Biological process (GO): cell development; neuron differentiation; regulation of transcription by RNA polymerase II
Cellular component (GO): nucleus
Molecular function (GO): DNA-binding transcription factor activity, RNA polymerase II-specific; RNA polymerase II cis-regulatory region sequence-specific DNA binding
Source: RefSeq, a predicted model, not a curated record